This is a messenger RNA of Colletotrichum orchidophilum, 1194 nucleotides long. RefSeq lists its product as uncharacterized. Lineage: Eukaryota; Fungi; Ascomycota; Sordariomycetes; Glomerellales; Glomerellaceae. Bases 1 to 1194 code for a protein of 397 amino acids. The transcript has 2 exons. The record is from RefSeq and is a predicted model, not a curated record. Gene Ontology annotation, molecular function: tRNA binding; sulfurtransferase activity. Gene Ontology annotation, cellular component: cytosol. Gene Ontology annotation, biological process: tRNA wobble position uridine thiolation.
AUGAGCGGCGAUACGGAACCUCGCCCAUGUCGGCGAUGCAAGACACCAACCGUCUUGAAAGUGAGGAAGGACCCUCUUUGCGAGACCUGUUAUGAGCAGCACAUUGUCCAAAGAGUCGUGAAACGCCUCUCCCAGCCAUACCGCGAUGUGAAGGACAAGCUGGGCAAUGCGCCCGACGCAAGAGCAAAAUACCUCCUCGGCCUCUCCUUCGGCCCCUCCUCGGCCUCGUUGAUCCAGGUCCUCGACAAGAACCUCCAAGGUCUGAAGGAGAAGAACCUGCGCGUCGCGUACGAGGUGCAUGUCGUCCACAUCGACACUGACCUGUCAAACGCACAAAGCUCGGACGAUUUCGCGGCUGUGACCUCACCGGCAGGCCUGCUCCUUGAAAAGUACAAGGCACAGUUCCCCAACCUGUCGAUGCAGACCGUCCCGCUAGGUGACGCCCUCAAGCUGGAUACGAUAGAUUGGUCUGUCUUGCUCGCGAGACAGCCCGACGUCGCUCACGCGCAGCAGCUCAGGGGCCUUCUCGAGGCCCUGCCGUCCGUCACGUCGCGGGUGGAUAUCAUGAGGCUUCUGGUGCGGAAUCUGCUCCUGUCGCUAGCCGUGAAGAACGAGUGCCACGCGCUGCUGCUGGGAUGCACAACGACCGCACUGGCCGAGUUGACGCUCGCUGAGACAGCCAAGGGCCGCGGGUUUGCGGUGCCAUGGCAAGUCGCCGACGGUCCUGUCCCCGUCACGACGUUCCCUCGUGCCAGGGAGCAGGGCGCAGAGAGUCAAGCUGUCAAGGGAACCGAGAAGACGAUGCUUCCAGUAUACUACCUUCUUCGAGACGUUUUUAGGCGGGAGGUCAUCACAUAUGCCGGUCUGAUACCGUCUCUGAAGGAUCUCAUUCAGGAAGCAGGACGCAGCAGCAACGCUGUCGUCUCGCACAAGGAGCUUAGCAUUGAGGAUGUCAUGGCCCGGUACUUUGAAGAGGUGGAGGAGAGCUACCCUUCCGUCGUCGCCAACGUCGUUCGCACCAGCGGCAAACUUACACGAGAGAGCGACGGCGAUGCGUGUGCGGUCUGCGGCAUGGAUGUGGACGCGCAGGGUGACGCCCGGUGGAAGGGUGAAAUUGGGGAGGAUAUCGAUGAUAGCAGGAAGCAGACUGCAGGGAAACUUUGUUAUGGAUGCGAACGGUCUGUAUAUGGAUAG